Messenger RNA from Plodia interpunctella (Indianmeal moth), 612 nucleotides. RefSeq lists its product as uncharacterized. The record is from RefSeq and is a predicted model, not a curated record. Bases 85 to 498 code for a protein of 137 amino acids. The transcript has 3 exons. Lineage: Eukaryota; Metazoa; Arthropoda; Insecta; Lepidoptera; Pyralidae.
GCUUUCGUUGAGCUUUUUUCUUUUCCAUCGCGAUUUUCUGCCCGUGGGUCGACACACAAAUUUUAACUUUAUCGAAUUAAUAACAUGAACAUUUUAGUGCAUUACGUAUGCGUUUUAACGUUCGCUGUUUUGUGUUCUUCAAAAGAUUUGCAUAUAAAAGAGGAGCGUGAUUUAUUGAAAAAAGAUAACGGUCUACCAGAGAUUUACAAAAAUGGCAUGUCCCACACGCCUGAACGACUAACUGAAAGGUUCGUUCGCCACGUAGAAACGACCGACACAGAAACAGUACUGCAACAUUUAAUGAAAGAAAUCAACAGAAAAUACCCAGAAACGAGGCCUGGAUCCAAAAACUCCACUAUGCCGAAAUUGAUAAGGAAAUUGAAGAGCAAACUAAGGAAACAGAUAAAAAAGAACAAGAACAUAAAACGGAAGAAGAUGGCAUCAAAAGCACAUCCCAAAAUUGAUAAUUUUACGACUACCAUAAAUAAUGUAGUGUGAAUGGGCCAUUAGAACAUUAUAAUAAGUAUAAGAAUACAUUAUUAUACUCUAAUGAUUAUAGAUUAAUAAAUAUGUAACUUUUCACGGCUAAUUAUACACUUUAGAUGGCUUUUA